AUGAAACCCUCAACAUCCAUCCUCGCUCUUUCUUCCUUAGCUUCUCUCGCCACAGCAACCAUUAACGUCACAUACCACCCAACCGUCGGCGAGUCCGUCCACCCUGGAGCAGAAGUCCGCGUCCUCUGGGACCAAGAUAAACUCAUGGACCUAUCCCUCCAACUCGUCAAGAAAGACGAAAAAUUUCCUCUUGGCUUCAGCUGGAUCAGGUCUGAUUGGAUGAAACUAAGAUUGGGGCCUGGGCAUGCGGAAUACGUGUUUUGGGAUGUGCCUAGGGUUGAUCCCAAGGGGGAGUAUGCUUUCUACAUUGAAGGCUUUGAUGUUGAUUCUGAAUAUGGUUUUCAUAUGAUUGAUAAUGGGACUUCGGAGUGGUUUUCUGUCGCUAAGUGGACACCUCCCAAGCAUGAAGACUCGAAGGUUUGA
Molecule: messenger RNA, 423 nt
Organism: Aureobasidium musti
Lineage: Eukaryota; Fungi; Ascomycota; Dothideomycetes; Dothideales; Saccotheciaceae
Source: the annotation of a GenBank genome assembly